AUUUGUCCUUUUUUUCUUUCCUUCAUAGGUUGUAAGAUUCUCCUUUUCCUCGCAGAGGCUUUGGGACUCACCCUUCAAAUGUCUGGUGUCAGGAAUUGAACAACCUGGAUACGAUGCCAAAAUAUACCCAAACAAUUUUAUAGCUUGAACCAAUGAUUCUUCUGGAUAUAUAUUUCUCUCAUCAAGAAUAAGUACAAAAUCCAAAUCCUGCUCACUAGAAGAUUUUUUUUUUUAAUUUUAAGAUCAUGGACCAUCUUACUAGGGAGAAAGAUGAAAGGAAAACAAAAGGAAAUCCAGGAAGAACUACACAUGGUGCCCGAGCAGCAAGUUCUGCUUCAGCCACCGGUGUUCUUAUGGUUGGACCCAAUUUCAGAGUUGGGAAGAAGAUAGGCUGCGGAAAUUUUGGAGAGCUCAGGUUAGGCAAAAAUCUUUAUACAAAUGAAUACGUAGCAAUCAAACUGGAGCCAUUAAAAUCCCGGGCCCCACAGCUGCAUUUAGAAUAUAGGUUUUAUAAACACAUUGGCACUGCAGUUGAAGGCUUUCCACAGGUGUAUUACUAUGGGCCAUGUGGAAAAUACAACGCCAUGGUACUUGAGCUCCUUGGUCCAAGUUUGGAGGACUUGUUUGACCUCUGUGAUAGAACAUUCACUCUCAAGACAGUCUUAAUGAUUGCGAUCCAACUGAUCACGCGAAUGGAAUUCGUACAUUCAAAGAAUCUCAUUUAUCGAGACGUCAAGCCAGAAAACUUCCUGAUUGGUCGUCAAGGAAAUAAGAAAGAACAUGUCAUUCACAUAAUAGACUUUGGGUUGGCCAAGGAGUUCAUUGAUCCUGAAACACAAAAACACAUACCUUACAGGGAACACAAGAGCCUAACUGGAACAGCAAGAUACAUGUCCAUCAAUACACACCUUGGCAAAGAGCAAAGUCGGCGAGAUGACUUGGAAGCCCUUGGGCACAUGUUCAUGUAUUUCCUUCGAGGUAGUUUGCCAUGGCAAGGCCUUAAGGCUGACACGCUAAAAGAGAGAUAUCAGAAGAUUGGGGAUACGAAAAGGAACACUCCAAUUGAUGUUCUCUGUGAGAACUUCCCAGAGGAAAUGGCUGCUUAUCUUCGUUAUGUCAGGCGAUUAGACUUCUUCGAAAGACCAGAUUACGAUUACCUGCGAACAAUCUUCACGGAGUUAUUUGAAAAGAGAGGCUUCACUUUUGAUUAUGUCUACGACUGGGUUGGCAGGCCAAUUCCUACUCCCGUGGGGCCCAUGCAGGUGGAUUCUGGACCAUCCGUCACAAGAGACCCCCAUGCACAUAGGGAUCGGUCCUCAUUACAGCCUCACCGGAAUCAGGUGGUAAGCUCAACCAAUGGUGAGCUGAAUGCCGAUGAACCAGCAGGCCCACCCUCCAAUAUACAGCUUGCAGCACAUGCUGACGUGGAAGUAGUGGAGGAAGCUAAGUGCUGCUGCUUCUAUAAGAGGAAAAGGAAGAAGACUUUCCAGCGCCAGAAAUGACAGGUGUCUCCUUGAGGUCUUUGGGGGACCUUGUUUACCGGCUGUUCCUGCCACGUCUUACUGAAUGGGGCUUCUCUUGGGGGAGAGGCCAAGAAACAAGGGAGACUUUAAAACCAAAAAAAGAAAGAGAGAGAGGAAGGAGGGAUAUUCAAAAAUAAACACGCAGGUGGAUUCCCUAAACGGUUUCUCUUGCUCACUACGCACCGGAGGCUCCUUUUGAAACCGGGACUGCAUACUCCCAGGCACUGGUUGCCCUUGUUGGGAAGGUUGGCUGGCUACCUUCACCUCUGUACAGCCGUUCAGCAAAAGGGUGUUCCUGGUGAAUGUGCUUUGUUCUUGCUCCCUUUCUCUUGUGUUCUCAGUAUGCUUCCCCACCACCACCACUGCCGUUCCCCACCCACUCAAGAGGGUCUUUGUGAACCAUGGGCUCAAAGUGGUGGAGGGGAGAGGGUGGCCUUCUGCCACUCCUCUUCCUCCAGACGGCUUAGUUUUUGGCUGUGCUGGCAACUUAGACCUGGAUCUUCUUAACUGCACUCUGCAGAUUCCAUGAUAAUAAGCCAACAGCAAGAGGAUUGAAUUCACUCUUCCAGUUGCCUUGAUUUACGAGUUUCUGUGAUGUCUCCCUUCUCAGAAUGGUUACAGAGAAGUGUCUGUUCUAAAGGAACAUGUGUUGUUGCACUUUUUAUUACUUUUUAGCAUUACGAGUAUGCAUAUGCUGUAUAUGUGGGUCUGUUUUUUUUGUUUGUGGGUGUGGGUGUGAAUGAUGCCAGCACACACAUUCAGCUUGUAUUUAAGUGCAAAGCCUCUUCUUGACUUCCUCUGCCUGCCACAUUUGGAAUCCUUUUAGGAUUAUGCUGAGGCUUUGAGACUCCACGGUUGGUUGUGCACCGAAGCUUACUUGAAUUUUCAGCUGCCCUUUCCAGCUGUCAGUGGACACCCUUCUUGUGAUGUUUUCUUUUUUUUUUCCCAUGGUGCCUGAUCUAACCUGCUUGGAACUGGAAAUCUUUCUGCUGGCAGGAGAGAGAGAGAGAAAAGUCAGCUGGGCUGAAUUCUGAGCAGGUCAAGGAGAUGGAAAUACAGACUGUUGCAAGUGAUACGGAAAGGACAAGGCACUUGAAGAAAGCAGAGCAACACCGUCAGGAAGAGGAGACUGCCGCUGCCUUAGACUUCCUGUGAAAUCCGAUCCUGCAAAGAUUUUUGAGACCCUUUGUGGAAAUAUAAUAUAUCAUGUGGCUUCCGUCAAAGCAGUCCUUCUGUAUGUUGCCUGUAGUUCUCUCUGUUAGCCAUCAGGGCGUUUAUUAACAUGCCUUGCAAGGUGGACCGUGACCCACCCCCUCAUCCAGUGAAAGUGAGCGUUGCAGUGUUCACUCAGUUUUGUAUCUCAAGCCUCAGCUUGCAGACUUCCACAGUACCGUUCUGGAGAUCGCUUGAGAUCCGUUUGGAAAUUUAAGAAAUUUGUCCCAAGAAAGCCUCUGGACUGCCAUUUGAGCUACUUAAUGCUUUAGAAUAAAACCACAGUAUUUCCUUUUCAGAGUCCCAGGCCUCGCCUUGAAGUCUUGUGUUCCAUCCCUGUUCAAAGGUGCUGCGGCCCUUGAGAUUGCUUCGGGCAUCUGUGGUUGUGACACUUGGGACUUGUGGAGAGAAGGUGCGAGAGAGUGUUUGCUAUUAACCGAAAAACCUAUUUCAGAGAGAAAGGAGAGAGAGUAGAAGCAACUCUCCCGGCAGUGAUCCUGCUGAUUUCUGUCAAAACGUAAAUAUUCAGUCCAUGGUUCUACUGCUCUUCUUCUUCAUCUAACCGUCUCAUCUGCACAUAAAGCUAAUGGCCACUCAUGAGUUCUGCGCUGCCUUUCGCUCUUCAGCCUGUGAACCAAAAUAGAGACCGACUUUUGUCCCACAAGCUGUCUUUCCAGGAAGCUUGCGCCCUCAAUUCUUUGCAUUUUUCCGGUUCCUCUUCUCCUGCAUUCGGGAGGUAAUAUGGAGCAUGGAGCCUUUGCCCACAAUGGGUAAGAAUGACUGGUUUAAAUCUGUGUCAUUGCCCUCCUUUCAACUCCUCCCUCUCUGGCUAACCAUUUCUCGUGCCACUUGUUUAAAAAAAUGCU
This is a messenger RNA of Pogona vitticeps (central bearded dragon), 3601 nucleotides long. NCBI's taxonomy places the organism in Eukaryota, Metazoa, Chordata, Lepidosauria, Squamata, Agamidae. The record is from RefSeq and is a predicted model, not a curated record.